Vespa velutina is the source of this 5118-nucleotide messenger RNA. It is a transcript of the gene lqfR, whose product is annotated as clathrin interactor 1. The coding region runs from base 424 to 2259 and encodes 611 amino acids. Gene Ontology annotation, biological process: telomere maintenance via telomerase; protein stabilization; endocytosis. Gene Ontology annotation, molecular function: Hsp90 protein binding; phospholipid binding; clathrin binding. Lineage: Eukaryota; Metazoa; Arthropoda; Insecta; Hymenoptera; Vespidae. The record is from RefSeq and is a predicted model, not a curated record. Gene Ontology annotation, cellular component: plasma membrane; clathrin vesicle coat; endosome. The transcript is spliced from 9 exons.
GAGUACGACGAGGAGCGUGAAGAUAGCUGCAAAACGAUAGACACGCGUUACACGCAGCUGUAUCCGACGAUUCAACAUCUGAUGGGAUUCGGAUCUUCCUAAGAAGGCGACUACUUUUUUUUUUUAUUCCAUCUCGUAGUAACGAAGAUUGGAAGUUGAUCGGUUGUUUGACCGAGGAAGGACAUUACAUGUCGUACACGUUCGACGAUUUUCGACGUCCACCAUCGAUGUAAAAAAACAUCUGCGCUCAUUGGAACGUGGAAGGGAGAAUAUGGCCACCGCCUGGUGACGUUCCUUCGUUCGCUGAGAUAUCAAAUGCUUGGAAAAACAUCUGGUGCACCUUAUCGCUACCUUCAACAAUAAUUUCUCGUUCGACGAUCGAACACAAUAUUCUUUUCUGUGAAUAGUGCAACGAAUGUUAUAAUGAACAUGUGGAAAGUGCGGGAGUUUAUGGAUAAGGCGACUAAUGUGGUAAUGAACUAUACCGAAACCGAAGCCAAAGUACGAGAAGCAACAAACGAUGAUGCGUGGGGACCUACUGGUGCAAUGAUGCAAGAACUGGCUCAGGCAACAUUCACGUACGAACAAUUCCCCGAUGUAAUGUCCAUGUUGUGGAAAAGGAUGUUGCAAGAAAAUAAACGAAAUUGGCGUCGAACAUACAAGUCCUUACUUCUCUUGAAUUAUUUGGUACGUAAUGGAUCCGAACGAGUCGUAACAUCCUCCAGAGAACAUAUCUAUGAUCUGCGAUCAUUAGAGAACUACACUUGCAUCGAUGAAUUUGGAAAGGAUCAAGGAAUAAAUAUCAGGCAUAAAGUUCGAGAAUUAAUCGAUUUCAUUCAGGACGAUGACAAAUUAAAGGAAGAACGUAAGAAGGCGAAGAAAAACAAAGAUAAAUAUGUUGGCUUAUCGAGCGAGGCAAUGGGUAUGAGAUUUGGGGGUGGAGAUAGGUGGACGGAAAGUCCUAAAUGGAACAAAUCUAGUACAGAUAAUUACAAUGAUUGGGAUAGAGAUAAUCGUGGAAAAGGUUUCGAAGAUGCGAACAAUAGUGACGAUGGCGAAAGGGAAGACUCGGACAAUGACACACAUGCUAGUCCAAAAAGAGGCAAUAGGGAAUAUAGGGAUACGAUGGAAAGUAUAGAUCGAAUUGGUAAAACUAUUUCGGGAUCCAUGUCCUCAGUGAAUGCAUCACCGGUGCGAACAACACGCAAUCUCAAAAAAGUAGAUUUAGGCGCAGCAGCGAAUUAUGGAAAAGAACAAUCCAAUGCAUUCUCUUCUCCAGCUAAUCAUCAGAAGAAUAAGAAUGACAUUUUAAAUGACAUCUUCGAUUCUCAAAAUGAUAAUAAUACAAAGUCGACCAUCGAUGAUGACGACUUCAAUCCGAGAGGAAAUAAUCAUUCGCAACCUGCUAAUCUUGAUUUUGGCGAUUUUGCCAGUGCAUUCGGUAGUCCUACCGUUAAAAUGAAAGAAAACGAUGAAUUCGCUGAUUUUACGUCAGCUUUUAGUUCUGGCGUUACCUCUCCUAAUAAUUCAUUGCAUGCAUCGCAAAAUCAAUUAUCUUUUAUGGGAAACACAAUACCAAACACUAGCAAUACUACGACGAAUAAUCUAAAUAACACUAUGAUUUCUAAUGCUUCAGCAACUGGUUUUAAAAUGAUAAAUCCAAAUAGUAUUCAAAAAAAUAAUGUUGGUAAUAAUUUGUUCGAUUCUUUGCAACCACAAACACCCAAUAACGAAGCAGUAUUAAACAAUAAUACAGUAUCCUCGAAUACUGAUUUAUUGUCGGACCUUGGGAACUUCAAUUCUUUAUCAAUCGGAUUAGGGGAUAAAAGAGAAAAUAAUGCCAACAACUCUAACUUGUUCAAUACCUCUGCUCCUGCUGUUUUGGGGGAUUUUGGAACAGGAACAAUUGGACUAUCAUCUGUUACAAAUCUACUCACACCUUCGUCCGUUAAUGCCAAGAAUCCAGCACCAAAUAAUAUGUCUUCCUCGCAAAUUGGCUCAACGUGGGCUGGCUCAGGAUUGAAUAUAGAUCUUGAUAAUAUAAUGGGUAGUAAAUCAAAACAAGCUGGACCAGCACCAACUAUGAAUCAACUUGCUAGUACUAGCCCACAGCAUCAAGUUAAACCUGUAGCAGCAUCAACAUUAGGAUAUACAUCACCUAUGAUUCAAUCUCAAACACAGCAGCAGCAACAACAACAACAACAGCAACAACAACAGCAACAACAAGCAAAUUCAGUAUUCUUCUCUGCGUUUCAAUGAGACGCGUUAAAUAAUUUUAAUUAGACAACAAUAAAAUUUUUAAAUAUGCAUAUAUAAAAACCUGUAAUUAUGACAGUCAAGUACUUGGAAGAGACGAUCUAUUUAUUUAAUGCAAUUGAAAAGGAACUUUCUAUUUUCUUGACAAAAUAUAGUCUCUAGUGUAUACAGGAUUUACUUCAAUCUGUUCUCCAUAAUUCAGGUCAAUAUUGUUGUCGGAAGCGAAAUGGUGAAUUAAUCGUGUAUCGUGGAGUAAUGUGUUCAUGAACAAUCCAAAUAAGAAUGAACAUCACAAAUCUCUGUAAGCUGAGUGCUACUAAAUACAAAACUAUUGUAUACUGAAAGAUUUGUCAGUAUGUAGAAUAAGAGUAUUGCAAUAAUAUAUGAAUAACAUGCUCGUCAUUCAAGAAAUACGAGUAUGAUGAUUCAGCAGGAUAUAAGAUUUUUUAAUCAUUAAAAAAUUAAGAGUUGAGAUUUUGUUUACAUGUAUACUUGAAGGCAGCUUCAUAUAAUAUAUAUUAGCAUAAUUACAGGUGUUUACUCAUUAUAAUGAGUUAGAGUAAAAUGGAUUGCAUGGGAGCAAGUCAGGAAAGGAUUUGUGUUAAAUUUUUAUAUAUAAUGUAAAUCGGAAUUUUUCAAAGAAAAUUCAGCCUUAUAUGUACAGUAACGAUUUAUGGAAAGUUCGAAGGAAAGUGUAAUAUUUCUCUACGGAAAAAAAAAAAAAAAAAAAAAAAAAAAAAGAAAUUCAUCUGCUAACAAUGUCAUUAGCAGUAGUCAAAAGAAAUGUAUGAAUGCCCCUUCAAAAAUUAAUAAAAAAUGACAUGAUAGUAAGAAUAGAAAUUGCAUUUACUGUAGUUAAAGGACCGUAUCAAAAAUGUAUCGAUUUUAUAUUCCUUAUGAUUAACUAUAUUUGUGUACACAAGAGAUAGAAAUUGCUGUAGUAUGGUAUACUAAGUCAACAGUGCGUGCUUCCCUAACAAUAACUUUUCAGUGAAUAUAAAUUUUUUAAUUUUGUAUUUUAAAAUGCUAAACGUAUGAGCAAAAGUUAUGGAGUCUGAUUGUUCAAGUUUCACUAGCUACUUUAUUAAUCAAAAGGAGGCACAAAAGAAAUACCUGUAUUAUGUCGUAUUUUAAGUUUUUCAAUCAUUGCAGAUAUACAAUAUCAUGCACACAUAAUUACAAUUUAUUUUGUAUUAAUAUAUGUCCACUCAAGUACAUUGCAAUCAGUUUGAAAAGUGUUUGUAAAAUAGUAAUACAAAUCGAUUUUUCUUUUUUUGUUUUUUUUUUUUAAUUAUACAGUAUCAUAAAAGAAUGCAUAUCUUUUAAAAUAAUUGUGUAUCAUAUGUAUCUAAUGUAUAUGAUACAUGUGCAUAUAAUUAUAUAUGGACUAUAGCUAAGCAAUGAAGAUAAUUAUUAGUAAUUAAAUUGUUAAGUUUAUAAGUGAAAAAAAAUAUCUAAUUAUAUUAUAUUUCAAUUAUAAAUAAUUCAACUUAUUUUUGUUGCUAAAUUCUAAAAAAUUUUAUAGUAAUUUGUUUAAGAAAAAGACUAUGUUAAUAAUAAUAAAAAAAAUUUGUUAAUAACAUCACGUUCGCUAAAAUUUAUAUAAGUUUCAUGCUUUUAUUUUGCAUGUUAUAAUUGUCUUGUAAAAAAAAAGGCGUUAUUGAACGAACAUCUAUACAUCUAUAUGUAUAAAUUACUGCAUUGAACAUUAAUACAAUUAACUUUCAUUUAUAUAUCUAUAUAAAAUGAGACAGCUGAACUUAGCAAAAAACCUUCAGUUUUUACAAUAAUUUGGUUAUUACAUUAGUGAUACAUUUGUACUCAAUGAGUCUAAAUAUUUUUUUUUUUUUUUAUCCAUUCGUUGUAAUAUGCAUACUGAUGACUAUUGAAUGCUAAGAAUGUGAAUGCAUGUUUAUUCAAUUUAUAAAUAUAUCUGGUUCGCUUGUUUGUUGAAUUUUUUAACGAAUUAUUAUAAAUUACUUGAUGUAUCAUAAAUUAUUGUUACAUGAUUAUCAUCAGUAAUUUUAUUUCAAAUUAUUAAAUGUAAAAUGAAUUAUUGAAUAAGUUAAUUUAUUCAAUAAUUGUAUUGUAUGGAGAGAAAAUUAUUGAGAUAUUCAAGUUGAUUUAAUGUAAUAUUAUAAACCUCAGAGAUAUUUUACACAGAUUUUUACACAAUCAGAGACUGAAUGCUGUAAAGGAAGUACAUCGAACUCGCCCUUUACAUUUUCCAUUAUUUGUGCAUUUUAUAUGAAGUAAUACGAAUAAUGCAAAGGGGUAUAUAUUUUUAAAGUGUUACGAUAGAAAAUAUAUAUUGUACAAAUAUAAAUGAUUAUAAAUAUUAUAAAUAUAAAAACUUUCAUGCAAAGAUUAGAACAGGCACAAAUGUAUUGUAGAAUUUCAGAGGCCUUUUUAGAGAGUCAAACUAGAUUAAAGCUAAAAUCAGAUUAUUAGCAAGUAAUUAUAAUUUAUAUAUAUAUAUAUAUAUAUAUAUAUAUAUAUAUAUAUAUAUGUGUGUGUUAGAGUGGGAAUGUACAGCUGUCAUCUAUUCCAAUAAAUAAUAAAUCUAAUAAAAUGUAAAACUUAAGUUAAAUGUAAAAUUAUAUAGAAUAUUAAAUGUCAUAGGUUUUACUUUGUUUAAGUAUAUACCAAAUCAUUGUGCUUUCAUUCUAAGCAAUAGCUUGUUAAUUAUAUGCACUGUAAAUGUACUUAUUACAGACCAGUAAUUUCAUGCAUAUGAUCUAACAGCUUUGAAAUCUAUAUUUUCUUACAAAAGUAUAGUGCAUGUCACAGUUCGGAAAAUAUAAUUUCAUAUUUAGUAAUUUAUAUAUCAUUGUAAUAAAUAUUUGAAAAAAAAAAAAAAAA